Culex quinquefasciatus (southern house mosquito) is the source of this 1368-nucleotide messenger RNA. RefSeq lists its product as uncharacterized. The record is from RefSeq and is a predicted model, not a curated record. Gene Ontology annotation, biological process: sensory perception of smell; detection of chemical stimulus involved in sensory perception of smell. Bases 14 to 1270 code for a protein of 418 amino acids. Lineage: Eukaryota; Metazoa; Arthropoda; Insecta; Diptera; Culicidae. Gene Ontology annotation, cellular component: plasma membrane. Gene Ontology annotation, molecular function: olfactory receptor activity; odorant binding. The transcript is spliced from 3 exons.
ACCUUCAAGCAGGAUGAACCUAUUUCGGAAAGCUUUGGCCAAGGUUCGCCUCGUAGCGUACCGUGCACGACGGCUUUGGGAAGAAGUUCCGGACACUUUUCAGCUGUUGGAUCGAUUCUACAUUCUUGCUGGUAUCGCUUUCGAUGCCUCAAACGAUUGCCAGCGAUUCGGAUGGAAGCUAUACCUACUUGUAGGGUAUUUCCAAAUGUUGAUCAGCGUGGUGAGUUUCGUGAGUACUUUCGUCGCAAUGGAUGACGCCGUGGAAACGAUUUGGUGUGCGCUCAUGGUCGUCGCACAGGUAAUAUGUUUGUUGAAAACGCGUCUCCUUCUGUGUCGUCAAAAGGACAUCGCAGAUCUGCGAAAAUUUCUCGAUACAGCAAACUACUGUUCCGGAGAUCAAGUGUUUGAUGAGGCCGCCAGGAGUGGGUUUCGACGCAAAACUCGAGCACUGAUCGUUACAGUUGGCUUGCUGUUGGUGUGCCAACAGGUCAUCUGCUGGAUUCCACAACCGCAACAAUUCAGAACUUUUUACGUUCCGCCGUGGGUUGGAUUCUAUUUUGGGGAAGGAUUGGCUUUUUUCAUUCAAGUAAUCUACAUUUCGAAUUUCGCUCUGUUUUGGGUGUCCAAGAUAUUUGGAUGCACUAUCGUCUCUUCAGUUUUGAUGAUCGGAAUGAACUCCGAACAGGUAAUCCUGGUUCAUCACUAUGAACGGAUUGCCGAAGGGAUGGAGGACUUGCGGGACAAUUAUUUUGACAAUGAACAGACUAAACAACAGUAUUGGAACCUGUUGAUGAAACUCAUUAAAACCAUCACAGAGCAACAAGGUGUUAUUUUGAGCAAGAUCAGCAAACUGCAAUCAAUGGUUGAGCCAUUAUUCUUCUAUGUGUACUAUUUCGAUUUAGUGGCCAUUGGAUCAACUUUUUUCAUCGUUUUUUCAGAGCAAUUCUCGUUUAUGCAUAUUGUUAUCGCGACAACAGUUGUUGUCAUAAGCUUGGAAUGCUACGUACUAUGCAGUCUGAUUGAAUCUUUGAAAGAUACCUUUGACACCAUAUCCGGCCAUGUGUGCGAUCUAUGCUCGCAACUACCGUACUCGGCCGAUUACCGUCGCGAAUACUUUGAGAUGCGCACCACGCUGGUCACGAUCGCGCUCUGCUCGCAGAACAUCGUUCAGUUUGGAUGCCUUGGCAUCUCAAAUCUUUCGAUGCCGGUUUUCACCGAGCUGGUCAACACCUCGUACACGGUGCUGACGUUUUUGCUCAACAUGAUUUAAAGCUAGAUCGAAGGAAUGACAAUGAAGUGUGUUUUUUAUUUAUGCUUGUUUCCCUUGGUACCAAUAAACAGUUACGUGACGUUCACGUCUAAAGAUAA